GCAAGCGGAGAGAAAAAGUCAAACAGGGCGAGUGGGUUCCGGCUACAACGGUCGAUUCUCUCGUCUCGCCCACGUUGUCCCUCCCCCUCCCCCUCACCCUCAACCCACGACGCCGCCGCCGCAUUGCUCCAAUCUCGGCAACCGCACCGCACCCACUAAACACCCAAACAUACAUUAUGCUCCAAUUCUUUCUAAAAUUAUAAUAAAUUAUCUCCAACCCCACCGGCACCCACCCACAAAAAUAGUUAUAAAAGUAGGAAUAACCAAUUUAUCGUUUUUGAGAGAGAGAGAGAGAGAGCUUUUGGAGUAAGUGUUUAUUUGGCAGCUCAAGCAGAGAGAAAGCGAGUUUCUUCCGGGUACUCACGCAAGCCUUUUCGUCUGUCCCGAAACAGCUCCAAUCUGCUCUUCUUUUUACCUCUCUGAAGUGUGAUCAUCGAUCAAUAACCCUUUGAAAGAUGUUAGCCCAAGGACUUGACAGCAACACCCUCCAAUGGGUCAAAGAGUGGAGUGGGUGUUUCUUGAUUUAUGGCAUUUCAUGAACAUUAUAACUAUAAUGGAAAUUCAGGGUUCUAUUGCUCAGAAGAAGGAAAUUCAUUAUUCUGUCCCGAAGCUAGGACCUCAAGUAGAUCGUGUUUCUGGUAUCCGAAGUGGAAGGGGUCGAGGUGUUGGGCUGCCUCCACCAUCAAAAUUCCGAAGCGGGCACUUAUCUGGUGUUAUUCCUAUUUCGAGGGCUAUAGCUGGAGAUAUAGAUGGUUGCGGGUCUGGUUCUGAUGAUAGUCUAACAACAGACUCAGAGGAGGAGGUCUACGUGAAUAGACACUCACUUGAUUCAUUACCACAAGAUGACGGAGUUUCUAGUAAUCUUGCUGCUAAGAGAUACUACAAUUCUGUGCAAGGGCAACCCCAAUAUGCCAGUGAUUCACUUUACUCGGGUGAUGUUAGCUCGUCGAGGGAAACAAUAGGCACAGGGCACGGAAAUGUGGCAGAGAGAUUGAUGAGGGGAGCCAAUAGAUAUCCAGUUAGAAGGAAUGAUUAUACUGAGGAUGAUUCCUCUGGUUCUGGGGAGAGCUCUGAGUUCUCAAGCGAGCAAAAUGGAGCAAUGACUCGUAGCUCAAUGAAUGAGUCAGAAGAGUACGCUUCAAAUGUUCCUUCUCGAGCUAAUGUGGAGAGGGUUCAAGAAAAGGAUUCCCAUGUCCAAAACGUGCGCAAUGAAAAACAUUUUGAUGAUAUUCCCAGUGCGCCCCAACUGUUAGGUUCUGCUGAAGAAAGCAAAGAUGACAAUGAACAACUUCCAACUCCUAAAGCACAGUACAGAGCUGAUGUAGAAGAUUCACAUGAUUUUUCAGCUAAAGAUGGCUCUAGUACUUUGAAGAGCACUUCUCCUCAUGUUAAAUUAGAUGAUAAUAGUAUUGGGCAGAAGAUGCCGGACAAGUACGUGAGGAGUGCUACUGGUAUAGAAAGUGGUGCCCCUUCUGUCCCUGCCCGCCUUCCAACAUUUCAUGCAAGCACUCAAGGGCUGUGGCAUUCUGUGAUUGCAUAUGAUGCUUGUGUUCGACUCUGUCUACAUGCUUGGGCAAAGCAGUGCAUGGAAGCUCCCAUGUUUUUGGAAAAUGAAUGUGCUUUAUUGCGGAAUGCAUUUGGUUUGCAGCAAGUGCUAUUACAAUCAGAGGAGGAAAUAAUGGAAAAGCACUUUCCUGAGCAAGGCAGUGAAGGAACUGCCAUGAAAUCUAAGAAAAUGGUUGGAAAAAUUAAGGUGCAAGUCCGUAAGGUGAAAAUGGAUCUGGACCCGCCCACAGGCUGCACGUGUCCAUCCCUUCCAACACCAAAGAUAAAGCUAGAGUCUCUCCGUAAUCAGGGCUUCAGCUUAAAGUCACCAUUCUCUAUUGGGUGGCAAGCCCUUCGUGGAAUUUGUCUUGUUCCUCAUGUACGUUCAAAUCGUUCUUCUUCACGCCAGAGUUUGGCAUAUGUGCAAGCCAGAACGGAGUAUGUCAAACAGGUGUCAGGACUCUUCAAAAUUGGUGUCUCAACUCUACGCAACAGUUCAUCUUCUUAUGAAGUUGUGCAAGAAACGUACUCUUGUUUGUUACGAUUGAAAAGUUCAAGUGAAGAAGAUGCUAUAAGAAUGCACCCGGGAUCUGGUGAAACCCAUGUAUUCUUUCCAGAUGGCCUAGGAGAUGAUCUAAUUGUUGAAGUCCAGGAUUCUCAAGGAAAACAAUAUGGCCGUGUCCUUGCUCAGUUGGCUACUAUUGCUGAAGAUACAGGUGACAAGCUACGGUGGUGGUCUAUUUAUCGUGAGCCAGAGCAUGAGCUUGUUGGCAGACUGCAACUUUACAUAAAUUACUCAACAAGUUUUGAUGAAAAUAAUCAUCUUAAGGGUGGCUCUAUUGCAGAAACAGUAGCAUAUGACCUCGUAUUAGAAGUUGCAAUGAAACUUCAGCAUUUUCAACAGAGAAAUUUAUUUCUCAGUGGCCCAUGGAAAUGGUUACUAACUGAAUUUGCAUCCUAUUAUGGGGUUUCAGAUGCAUACACCAGGCUAAGAUACCUCUCUUAUGUCAUGGAUGUGGCUACACCAACUGCAGAUUGUCUCACGCUGGUAUAUGAGCAGUUAUAUCCAGUAGUAAUGGAAGGCCACAAUCGAAGCAAAUUGAGUCAUCAAGAGAACCGAAUCUUAGGAGAAAUUGAGGAUCAAAUCAAUCAGAUUCUUGCUCUGGUUUUUGAAAACUACAAAUCUUUGGAUGAGUUGGCACCAUCUGGAAUUAUGGACGUUUUUAGACCUGCAACUGGAGUUAUAGCACCUGUAUUGAAGCCCGCUGUGAAGCUCUUUACCCUUCUGCAUGAUAUUUUGUCUCCUGAGGCACGGAAUAAACUGUAUGGCUAUUUUCAGGCUGCUGCCAAAAAGAGAUCAAAAAGGCACUUGACUGAGACAGACGAGUUUGUCACCAGCAAUACUGAAGGUGUUUUGAUGGACGCUACUACCACUGCCACUGCUUAUCAAAAAAUGAAAUCCCUUUGUUUGAACAUCAGAAAUGAAAUUUUCACUGAUAUAGAGAUCUACAAUCAACAUAUACUUCCUAGUUUCAUAGAUCUUCCCAAUCUUUCCUCUGCCAUAUACAGCACGGAACUUUGUACUAGGUUGCGUGCCUUUCUCAUUGCAUGCCCUCCAACAAGCCCUUCACCCCCGGUGGCUGAACUCGUUAUUGCAACUGCAGAUUUCCAGAGAGAUCUUGCGAGCUGGAAUAUUAACCCUGUUAAAGGUGGAGUGGAUGCAAAAGAAUUGUACCAUCUGUAUAUUAUGCUCUGGAUUCAAGAUAAGCGCCUUUCGUUGCUUGAGUCAUGCAAAUUAGACAAGGAUCUCAUUUACUUGCAGAUUAAAUGGUCUGGAGUCCAGACGCAACACUCAACAACGCCUUUUGUCGAUGAGAUGUAUGACCGGCUCAAAGAAACGCUGAAUGCCUACGAAGUCAUCAUCUGCCGGUGGCCAGAAUACAUUUUGGUUUUGGAGAAGGCCAUUGCUGACGUAGAAAAGGCUAUUCUGGAGGCUUUAGACAAGCAGUAUGGAGAUGUCUUAUCUCCAUUAAAGGAAAACAUGACGCCCAAAAAAUUUGGACUCAAAUAUGUUCAGAAGCUUGCGAAGCGAUCUGUUAGCCCCUACCUAGUCCCUGAUGAGCUGGGAAUUCAUUUGAAUUCGAUGAAGAGAAUGCUCGACAUCUUGCGCCCCCAGAUACAACAUCAGUUGAAGUCAUGGAGCUCUUGCAUGCCCAGUGGGGGCAACACAGCCCCUGGGGAGUGCCUUAGUGAGGUGACUGUGGUGCUUAGAACAAAGUUCAGAAAUUACCUUCAGGCAGUUGUGGAGAAGCUCGCAGAAAAUACGAGGCUACAGAACGCUACAAAAUUAAAGAAGAUUCUCCAGGAUUCCAAAGCAACCGUGGCAGAAUCAGAUAUAAGAACUCGAAUGCAACCGCUGAAAGAGCAGCUGAUAAGUAGUAUAAAUCACCUCCAUACUGUGUUUGAGGGCCAUGUUUUCAUCUUAAUGUGCCGGGGCUACUGGGACAGGAUGGGACAGGAUGUUCUGAGCUUCUUGGAGAACAGGAAAGAGAAUAGAUCAUGGUACAAAGGUUCAAGAAUUGCUGUUUCUGUUCUAGAUGACACUUUUGCAUCACAGAUGCAACAGCUGCUGGGGAAUGCCCUCCAAGAAAAAGACCUGCAGCCCCCCAAAACUAUCAUGGAAGUCCGGUCUAUGCUUUGCAAAGAUGCUCAAAAUCACAAGGGAAACACAUACUACUAUUAGAUCU
Diospyros lotus (date-plum) is the source of this 4292-nucleotide messenger RNA. RefSeq lists its product as uncharacterized. Bases 491 to 4288 code for a protein of 1265 amino acids. The transcript has 23 exons. The record is from RefSeq and is a predicted model, not a curated record. Lineage: Eukaryota; Viridiplantae; Streptophyta; Magnoliopsida; Ericales; Ebenaceae.